Hyalella azteca is the source of this 2266-nucleotide messenger RNA. It is a transcript of the gene Ns3, whose product is annotated as large subunit GTPase 1 homolog. The transcript has 10 exons. NCBI's taxonomy places the organism in Eukaryota, Metazoa, Arthropoda, Malacostraca, Amphipoda, Hyalellidae. The record is from RefSeq and is a predicted model, not a curated record. Bases 154 to 2217 code for a protein of 687 amino acids. Gene Ontology annotation, cellular component: cytosol. Gene Ontology annotation, biological process: ribosomal subunit export from nucleus. Gene Ontology annotation, molecular function: GTPase activity; GTP binding.
GGAGCUGUUACAUACUACUUUAAAAAGAAUUCUAUAUUUUUCUAUCAUUUAUUAUUUUUCUGUCCAGUCUUAGCCAAAGUACUUAGGUACUAUUUAUUUCAUAACAGCAGCUCAACAUCAUUUUCAUUGUUAAGUAUUUCUACUACAUUCAAGAUGGCUCCUGCUAAACAAAAGCAGAAAUGUUCUGUUGGAAGAGCUCUUAUAAAGCAAAAGGCUCGUGAAAAGAAAGAAUUCUUCUCAAAAUAUAAAGAGAAUCGUCACGUGCAUCCUAUUUCUGCUGCUGGUGUUCAUGAAGAAGCCAGUCUCAAGUCCAUCACACAGCAAACUGACCUGGCUGACUUCAUGUCAAGAAUUGAGAUCCAUCAAAUGAAUUUUGAGAAUCGUCAAUGCAAUGUGAAGGUGCAGACAGUAGAUAGAGCAGCAGGAAUCCUCACUGAAUCUGAGAAAGAGCGCAUCAACAAAGCUCAAAAGCAGCACUGGCAUGAGCUGCGCAUUCCUCGCAGGCCUGCUUGGGAUGAGAUGACUUCAAAGGAAGAGCUGCAACAGGCUGAGGCUGAAGCUUUCCGGCAGUGGCGCGUGCAACUGGAGGAGCUGUCAUCUGUGGAGGACAUUACUGUUACACCCUAUGAGAAGAAUCCUAGGGUGUGGCAGCAGCUCUGGCGAGUUGUUGAACGCAGUGACGUUGUGGUGCAGAUCGUGGACGCUCGUAACCCCCUGAUGUUCCGCUGCACUGACCUGGAGAAAUACGUCAAGGAGGUGGACCCUGAUAAGGUCAACUUACUGCUUGUCAAUAAAUCAGACUUUCUGAGCGAGGAGCAGAGGCAGGCUUGGGCUGAUUACUUCAAUAUAAAUAAUGUCUUUGCCGUAUUUUUCUCUGCAUUGGCAGCCGGCAAUGAGCUUGGUAAAGAGCUGGAAGAUUUGUCUGAAGAAGAGGAUGAAGAGGAAGAGUCUAGGGACAAUGUUUCUGGCGAGAGUUCGAAGCUAUUCGAGUUCGAAGCCCCUAUCGUGCCCGUCUCUCAAUGUGAUGAUGAAAUCUCUUUAGUUUCCAGUGAAGACGAGUACGAGAGUGCAAAUUCGUCUCUUGAUGUUUCAGAUUCUGAAGAAUUAAACAAAGAAAACUUAGCUGAGAUAUCGCUUAAUUGUUCACAAUCAAGCAUUGAAUCUGAAGCUUUAAAACCACCGACAAAUAAACAAUCAAACAACACCUCAGUGCCUUCAGCAACCAAUAGCAUAGCUGAGACUUUAGAUUCUGAUAAUGUGAAAUCGUUAACAAUUGGCAGCACACACAAGACUGCAGCUUCCUUCGUAACAACCAGCAAACUGCACAACAGAGAAGAGUUGAUUGCUGUGUUGGAACACGCAUCUCCUGCACCUCGUCUGCUGCAGCAGCACACCACCAUCGGCUUGGUCGGCUACCCAAACGUCGGCAAAAGCUCUACCAUCAACUGCCUGAUGCAGGGAAAACGCGUCACCGUCUCCGCAACUCCUGGCAAGACUAAGCAUUUCCAGACGCUGUUUUUGACCCCUGAACUGGUGCUGUGCGACUGCCCUGGUCUGGUGUUCCCAGGGUUCGUCAACACCCGUCAGGAGAUGAUCAUUUGGGGCAUCCUGCCCAUAGACGAGAUCAGGCGCGACUACCACAGCCCCGUGACACUCAUCUGCAGCACCCUGCCUCCUGCCUCCCUUGAGGCUGCCUACAGCAUUCCUCUCCCCGCCGGCGACUCCAGGGCGCCUACUGCAGAGGAGCUACUCACGUCCUACUCAGUGACACGCAGCUUCAUGUCGGCACGAGGUCGUCCUGACACAUCCCGCGCAGGCCGCGCCAUCCUCAAGGACUUCAUGAACGGCCGCCUCCUGUACUGCGUCGCGCCCCCCGGCCUCGACCAGCAGCGCUACCACACGUACACUGUACAGGCGAAAUGCAAGAAUCGUGUCAAGCUCACGCCCAUGCAGAAGAUGAUGAUGCCUGAGACAGCAGACGACCGGGACGCGGAGGUGCAGCAGGCGUUCGGUCUGCUGCAGCAGCAGCGGCCCGCGCCCGGCAAGCGUCCCCGCAAAACAAGGGUCAAGAAGCCCAAGGGAUACGUCGAGUACACCGAGGACGAGAACGGCCCCGUGAUGGUCAUCACCAAGCCAUGGAGGAACUUGGAGAAAAAGCAAAAAUCCGUCAAAAAAAAUCCCAACACGAAUAACCCAUAUGCUGAAUAUCUCUGGUGAUCUUCAGAGGUUUCCUCGCCUUCUAAGAUGCAUUAAACAUUACUACUUU